GAGCAGCCAAUUGCCAACCCAUGGCAUAUGAUAUGCUCCCACUAUAGGCUCCUAUUCAAGUUUGAGGUCGGUUUCAAGCCAAGAAUCAGAUUUCAUGGAUAGAUGCCCAAAAAAUCGAUGGAUACCUUGCUUAAGCUGAUCAAACAUUACUGCUUUAUAUAGCUAUAGAUUAAUGUACCGCCACAUAUUUCCAGCUUUCGGCAAAAAUGGGAUUGGUUAUGAGUUUCAUGGGAGGAGGGUCGAUGUACUCGCAAAUGUUGGAUUACAUAUCAGGAAGAGUGUACGACGAGUUUGUAGCCAAAAACAUCAGAACCCGUGACGAUUUUCAAGUCGCCAUUCUCGACAUCUUCAACACUCUGAACACUGGAUUGCCUGGUAAACACUACGACGUGCCACCACGCGAUAAAGUAGAGGACUUUUACAAUGAUUGGAAAAAAGCUAAUAGCAAAGAUAAACAGACACGUUUCGUGAAUUUUAUGAAGGAGCAUGUGAAACCGAACAAGAUCGAUCGUGCAACAAUGAUCACAGGAAUAGUAACACCUCCGAUAGCCAUGGCGGCCAAAAGAAGUGGAGAGAAUGUGCCGCAGCUUAAGAUGAUAAAAGCCGUGCCAGACGCCUUAUUUGUGCCCUUCACAACAGUAGUGGCUCUCUUCUCCGUCAAGAUCACCAGAAGGUUUAUCACAUAGAAACCAUCUUAAUUAUGAUCUUUAUAAAUGUGCGUUUAAAUUCAUUGUCAGUGUAAAGUAUUCGUAUUGUUGAUUAAGACAUGAUUUGGCGUUGUAAAAACAAAAAUGCAAUACUUAUUUUAUGUUUAUUUAUUAUAAUACAGAAACUGAAAAGUUGGAUGAA
Molecule: messenger RNA, 849 nt
Organism: Humulus lupulus (European hop)
Lineage: Eukaryota; Viridiplantae; Streptophyta; Magnoliopsida; Rosales; Cannabaceae
Exons: 4
Coding region: 207-686 (159 amino acids)
Source: RefSeq, a predicted model, not a curated record